Molecule: messenger RNA, 2943 nt
Organism: Panthera uncia (snow leopard)
Lineage: Eukaryota; Metazoa; Chordata; Mammalia; Carnivora; Felidae
Gene: IFI44
Product: interferon induced protein 44
Exons: 9
Coding region: 1120-2421 (433 amino acids)
Source: RefSeq, a predicted model, not a curated record
CCUCUGAACUCAUGUGGGGGGCUGGUGUCUUCCAAAAGCUCAAGGAAGGGAGAGCUGGAAGUAACCAUUUCUUGAAGGUGCUGGUUCAUUCAAAUGACAUACUUUAUGGUCAAGGGCUACCUAAAUUAUUGGAUUAUUUGUAUGUGUAGGGGGGUGUGGGGAAGGUUUGAAACUGCCAAUUCUACAGGAUCUCUUAAAAGAAUAUGAGGCAAGUACAGACUACCAAAUGGUCUCUGCUACCAUCUCCACAUCUUGUUUCUUUAUUAUUAAGGAGCUAGGCCUUUCUAUUUCCAUUCCAUUGAUGAUACAGGCAACUUGUCAAUUACUCUAACAUUCCUGGCUUCCUUAAUGAACUGACAGCUGUUUGCCAGGCAAUGUGAGACAGUCCUGCUUCAGUCUGAGUUCUUGAGGCAGUCUGCAAAAUGACAAAGAGAGAACCUCCUGCUGUUUUGAGCCUGUUGGGGAGCAGUGGGAUCUGACUGAGGAAGGUGUUCAGAUGGUGGUGACAUUGUCCUUAUACUUGCUGGUCUCCAAAAUCCUUAUGUCCUACCCCAGUGUUCUCUGUUUGAGAUUGUUGCUCCUCUGUCACAGCUUAUCAGAAAUCGUCACUCUUUUUUGCUGCAACCUGUCUUACCACCAGUGGUAUAGAAAGCAGUGGGCCCUGAUGAAAAUAAGUUGAUUGUAGAGAAGUGGAUGAAUCUGGGGCAUGUGUCCUGGAGUCAGAUUAAGCAGCAUGUGUGUGUGUGUGUUUGUGUAUGUGUGUGUGUAUUUCAACAUACAGAAACUGACUAAAUUUUUCUUUAAAAAAGUCCACUUAAAAAUCUGGCAAGCUGUUAGCUUUUCUUUUCUCUGACUUCAGUUCUUUGGCUCUCAUAUUUUUAUGUGACUUUACUUCACAAAUUUAAGCGGAUCAGCUUGUGCUCCCUGGAAGAAGGAAGCUGGCACUCUGCCGACUGGGCUGGGCCUUACUAAGUUUCAGUUUCCUUUUCUCUGAGUCACCGAAGCCUCCACAUUGCUGAAGAAUUUUUUGCUCCUAUCGUGUGUCUGCUUAGCUGUCCAGACAGAGCAGCUACGCUCCACUUCAGUCCUUGUACAGAUUCUACAAACAGAUCGAGAAGUAUGGCGGUGAGAACUCGUUUGACAUGGAUGCAAGAAAAGAAUCUGCAAACUUAUUUUGGAGGAAAACAGUUUACCCUUCUCUAUAAAGCUAGUGUUCAUGAAUUCUCUGCAUAUUAUUUGUUUAAGAGAUGCUGUGAUCAAGGGCCGAUUGUGGUGGUGAUUUAUAAGGAACACUAUGUUGUUGGCGCAUAUAUGAAAACAAGUUGCAAGAAAGAGGAGAAAAUUCCCAUCGUCCUUUUUGCUCUUGAAGAGAAUGCAAUUUCAGAAUGCAAAAUAAGCUCAUAUGUACCAACUGAAUUGUUUCAUGAUGGUAGUAGAGGAAGGAAUGACUUAGAAUUCCACAUAAAUAUGAGGAAACAAGUGAUGACUCUGAACUUAGAUACAAGUGAAAAACUUCGAUUACCUCAUAUGCAAGCUUCUCCCUUUCAGGAAUGUGAAGUUUUUCGAUGUGAAGAUUUGUUGGACAGAAGGACUCUGGAAGGAAUUAAUGAGCUCCACGAGAGCUUAUUGUCAGCCGUGAACACUUACAAACCACAUAAAAACCUCGUUCCCCAAGUGCGAAUUCUGCUGCUGGGUCCGACUAGAGCUGGGAAGUCUAGCUUUUUCAACUCAGUGAAGUCUGUUUUCCGAGGCCAUGUCACACACCAGGCUCUGGUGGGCUCUGAAGCGACUGGGGUAUCUGACACGUACAGGACAUAUUCCAUUAAGGAUACGGUGGAUGGCAACUUCCUGCCUUUUGUUCUGUGUGACACAAUGGGCCUGCAUGAGAGAGGAAAAGGGCUGUGUGUGGAUGACAUAGCCUACAUCUUGAAAGGCCACAUUUCUGACAGAUACCAGUUUAACUCCAUGAAACCAAUCACACCAAGUCAUUGUAACUAUAUUCACUACCCGUUGCUGAAGGACAGAAUUCAUUGUGCGGCAUUUGUGCUUGAUGUCAACUCUGUUAAAUACAUCUCUCAUGAGAUGAUAGCAAAGAUCAAAGCAAUUCGAAGGCAAUUGAUAAAGUGUGGUAUGCCACAUGUGGUUUUGCUCACUCAUGUGGAUAGCAUGCAGCUGAUUACAAAAGGUGACUUUACAGACAUAUACAGAUGUAUUCCUGUGAAGCACAAGUUAGAGGCAGUCCACAAAAAACUUGGAUUUGCUCUUUCUGAUAUCUUGGUGGUUAGUAAUUAUACCUCAGAGUGGGAGUUGGACCCUAUAAAAGAUGUUUUGAUCCUCUCUGCGCUGAGACAUAUGCUGUGGAUUUCAGAUGACUUCUUAGAAGAUUUGACUGCUCGAGGAAACAAGGAUUUAGUGGUGUAAAUACUUGAAGGUAGUGAAAAGACACAGCAAGGUGUGGAAGAACAUACAGCUAGCAAAGAACUAAUGAAAAGAUGUAUAAAGAAAUUCUACAGAUCUCGAAGAAAACUGAAAUAUAAAAGAAAAUGAACAAAAGACUUGAAAAGGAACUCUAAAGAAGAAGGAAAUUAUAAUAUCCAGUACAGAAGAUAAAUGUUCUAUAUCAUUAGUAAUAAAAAAUAUUGAAACUAAAGUAAUCUGAUUCUUUUUUACUUUUACUGAGAUUUAAUUGCCAUAUAAAAUGCAUAUAGUAAAGGUGUAAAAUUGGGUGAGUUUUGACAUAUGAAUACAUCUGUAAAAUAAUCUUGACAAUCAUGAUAAGAAAUCUUUCUAUCACUCCCUACCCCCCUAAACUACAAGUGCCCUUGUAAUCCAUUCCCUUUAUUCCACCUCUUGUUCUGGUCCUCAGACAACCACUGGUCUGCACUCUGUCACUGGAAGUUAGUUUUCAUUUUUUAGAAUUUAUGUAAAUGAAAUUUUAUAGAA